Messenger RNA from Symbiodinium necroappetens, 3954 nucleotides. The record is from the annotation of a GenBank genome assembly. NCBI's taxonomy places the organism in Eukaryota, Dinophyceae, Suessiales, Symbiodiniaceae.
AUGCAGUUGAUAAACGAUGAGCAGUGGGCACAGCGAUGCCUUGAUGAUGGUGAGUUCAUGCAGGCAGCCCGCCACUGGCAGGGCGGCUUGUGUCUGCAGAUAGGGGAGCAGCACAAAGCAUUGACCCUGAUUGACGGGCAGCCUCGGGGUGGUCUGGCGGAUGGGGUGGAGAAUGUGUUGGUGUUUGCGGGCGCGCCAGGUAUCUGGCAAAAAGUACUGGCAGCAGUACCCGACAGAUUUCAGCAUGACCUGAUGGCAAACAUCUCUGCAGGGCAGGGACUGUCCAGGUCCGGAGACGCCGUGUUGCACGCUCAGUACUACGCUGCGGUCAUGCGCGCUAUUGAAUUGCUGCGGCCAGCUACCGAGUCUGUUCUCGCGCACGCCAACCCGGUUCAGGGUGACUUUGCAGAGCCGGUUGGGCGCUACGUCUAUCUAAAUCUGGCGGGUGCGGAUUACCGGGUUUAUUUUGAGGAAGCGGGGCAAGGUAUUCCAUUGCUGCUGCAGCAUACCGCGGGUUGUCAUGGCAGUCAGUGGCGUCACUUGUUUGAAAACACGGCAAUCACCUCGCGUUUUCGUUUGAUUGCCUACGAUCUGCCGUUUCACGGUAAAUCUCUGCCACCUCAGAAUCUAGCCUGGUGGACCGAAGAAUAUCAGCUGCGGGGUGAUUUUCUGCGUUCGGUGCCCCUUGCGUUGUCCGCUGCAUUACAGCUUGAUAGGCCGGUGUUCAUGGGGUGUUCCGUAGGCGGGCUGCUGGCUCUGGAUCUUGCACAUAAACACCCACAGGCGUUUCGUGCGGUGAUUGCGGUGGAAGGCGCACUGCAGAUAGAAGGCAGCACCGCGGCGCUGGGCGAACUGUGGCAUCCGCAGGUGAGUAACGAAUACAAAGCCCGACUUAUGGAUGGUUUAAUGGCGCCGGGCUCGCCGGUGAAUCUGCGUAAAGAGACCAGUUUUGUUUAUGCCAGUGGCUGGCCGCCUGCCUUUCUGGGAGACCUUCAUUACUACAUGGAUGAAUUUGAUCUGUGUGAGGUGGCGGGCGAAAUCGAUACCGCUCAAACUGCCGUACACAUUCUGUCUGGGGAGUACGAUUACAGCGGCACCAGCGAGCUGGGACAGGCAGCUCACGCUGCAAUUCCAGGAUCAACCUGGUCCGAAAUGCGCAGCGUUGGUCAUUUUCCAAUGUCGGAAAAUCCCGAGGCGUUUAUUGAAUAUCUAGCGCCGAUCCUGGAUGGGGUGUCCCUGCCGAUCCGGGAAAUGGGCGCUGAUCUGGGUGCGAUCCGGGAGUUUGCGCUAGCUGCGGAGAGCCUUGGCUUAACGCAUCUGCGCGUGCCUGAUCAAGUGAUUCGGCCUGAUGGCGGUUACGUGCAUGAAUCCAUGACGCUACUCAGUUACCUGGCCGCGAUAACUCAGAAGAUUGAAUUAGUCCCGUCGGUGCUGGUGUUGCCAUUGCGCCAAACCGCGCUUGUCGCCCGACAAAGCGCCCAGUUGGACGUUUUGUCUGGCGGGCGAUUGAGGUUGGGUGUGGGGAUUGGCAUCAAUCGAGAUGAAUAUCAGGCGAUGGGCAUCGACUUUCAUACCCGUGGCGCCCGUUGUGAUGAGCAGCUGGAGUUGUUACAUGCGUUAUGGACGCAGCCGGCGGUAGAUUUCAAGGGUCGAUUUCAUACUGUUUCCAACAUUGGGAUUGAGCCGCGACCGCUACAACAGCCCAUCCCUGUCUGGAUAGGUGCGCGCUCGAUUCCUUCCGACAGGGUGGUGCAGCGUAUGGGUAAAUGGGCAUCCGGCUGGUUUGUGCUGGCAAACCCUGAGGAAUUUGAGGGCGUUAAGCGGCGCGUAGAUGCCGCCGCGAAGGCCGCGGGUAGGGAUGCCUCAGCGAUUGGUACUGAAGCGGGCGUUGCUGUGGCCGGGCCCAGGCAGCAUGAGUGGCGCGAGCGUGUUACCCGAUGGCACCAGAUGGGACUGACACAUCUCUGUUUACGUACGUUAGGCGGCGACCUUAACGUAAAAGAUCACCUACCUACCCUGGAGCGAGCGAUGGCGGAAUUACCCGCCAACGGCGUCCGUCUGGCCUAUUUUGAGCGCGGCAAGGCUCGUGCGGACAAGCCGACGUUAUUGUUUGUGCACGCUACCGGUUUUCAUGGUCGACUCUGGGAUUAUCAGGCUGAGGCUUUUCCUGAAUAUCACAGCAUAGCCCUUGAGUUGCGGGCCCAUGGCCGAAGCGAAAAUGCCAGCUUUCACGACUGGAGUGACUUUGGCGUGGAUCAGAGUGAAUUUAUAAAAGCUCUGGGUCUGCAACAUGUUGUGGGUAUCGCCCACUCCAUGGGUGCGCAUACAUUGCUUGAUGCUGCUGCUGUGACAGGUGUAUUUGAUCGCCUGUUACUGCUGGAUCCAACGGUGGCCGAACCCGAGGCCUACAACGACAGUUAUGAAGCCUCUUUUGGUGAUCAACUGCAUCCCGCAGCCAAGCGGCGCAACGAAUUUGAUUCACCGGAAGAUAUGUUAGCCCGUUUGUCAGGUAAGAGUUCGUUUCCAUUUUUUCACCCCCGUAUUCUGCGGGACUAUUGCGAAUACGGACUGGAAGCGACUGGUCACGGCAACUUUAGAUUGUGUUGCCCGCCAGAGUUGGAAGCGCGGGUUUAUAUGACUGCGCGCACCAAUGGCGAGGUGUAUGACAGUAUCCGUUCUCUGGAUAUUCCGGUCACUAUUGUCAGGGCAAAACUGCCAGCGAAAGACCUGCACUGGUCUGACUGCUCACACUUUAUUCCGAUGCAGCGUCCAGACGACGUGAACAAACUGCUUGCCGAGGAACUCCAGGUCUACAAUGGCCCGUAUUGCGGGUUUCUGCUGGCGCAAGCCGGUGCCCGGGUGAUAAAAGUCGAAUCUUUAAUAGGUGAGACCCUGAGGGGGCGAGGUAUGGCAGCGUCUUCUGCUUAUCCUUUUGCUUCGCUGAACGCCAACAAAGAAAGCAUCACGUUGAAUAUCAAGUCAGCGCAAGGGCAGCAGCUGAUCAAAGGUCUGGCGGCAGAAGUUGAUGUGGUGCUGGAAAAUUUUGCUCCGGGUACCAUGGCGCGCUAUGGCAUUGGUGCGGAUGUUCUGCGCGGUAUUAAUCCAAAACUGAUCUAUGCAUCGAGUACGGGUUACGGUAAUGCGCCGGGACCCUAUAGAGAUUUUCUGGGUAUGGAUUUCACGCUCCAGGCGAUGGCAGGAGUGAUGAGUAUUACCGGAGAAGAGGGUGGCCCGCCGCUCAAAACGGCAGCUGCAUUUGCUGAUUUCCUGGCAGGUACUCAUCUUUAUGCAGGUAUUGUUUCAGCCUUGUUCGGGCGGACGCAGUCCGGAGAAGGCGCUACGGUUGAUAUUUCCAUGCAGGAUUGUGUGGUGCCGACGUUGUCUACCGCGCUGGGUUCCUACUAUGUUGCUGGAGAACAGCAGCCACGUGCGGGUAAUCGUCAUCCCGGCAAAGCGCUUGCCCCGUAUAAUGUUUAUCCCGCUGCAGAUGGUCAUGUCGCCAUUAUCUGUAUACGCGAAGGACACUGGCGAAACUUGUGCGCAGCCAUGGAUAACAACGUUGCGCUGCAGGACCCAAGAUUUGCGACCAUGGCUGAGCGGGCGGCAAAUAUGGAUGUCGUGGAUGACCUUGUCAGUGAUUGGACUCGCCGUCUCAGCCGCGCUGAGAUUUUACGGAUUACCCAGGAGCAUGGUGUUAUCUGCUCGCCGGUGAACGACCUGGCCGAUGUAUUGGAUGAUCCCCACCUGGGCGCUCGCGGUACGCUGGAGAAAAGGCCACAUGAAGCGUUUGGUGAAAUAUCUCAAUUCAGAACCCCACUGCGCUUUACGGAUCUUGAGCCCAUGGCGUUACAAAAUGCGCCUGCGCUGGGUGAGUCGACAGAUGCGGUGUUGCAGGAACUGCUUGGUUUAGAUGCUGAUACGCUGGCGGAGUUGCACAAAAACGAAGCGAUCUGA